Zingiber officinale is the source of this 543-nucleotide messenger RNA. RefSeq lists its product as uncharacterized. The transcript is spliced from 2 exons. Lineage: Eukaryota; Viridiplantae; Streptophyta; Magnoliopsida; Zingiberales; Zingiberaceae. The coding region runs from base 1 to 543 and encodes 180 amino acids. Gene Ontology annotation, molecular function: nucleic acid binding. Gene Ontology annotation, biological process: DNA integration. The record is from RefSeq and is a predicted model, not a curated record.
AUGGAUAUCAUGGGGCAUUUCCCUAUGGCAACCAGUGAGUGGAAGUGCUUGCUCGUCGCGGUGAACUACUUCUCCAAAUGGCUUGAAGCCAAGCCCUUAGCCAAGAUAACCGAGCAUAUGGUCAUGAAGUUUGUAUGGAAAAACAUCAUCUGCCGGUUCGGUAUCCCUCGUUGGAUCGUCUCGGACAAUGGAAGACAAUUCGCCGGUCAGAGGCUCAGGGAGUGGUGCGAAGGAUAUGGUAUCCAGCAGGCCUUCACUUCCAUGGCCUAUCUGCAGAGCAACGGGCAAGCAAAAGUCACCAAUCGGGAAAUCCUCCAAGUCUUACGCGCUCGACUAGAUCAUAUGGGAGAGUUAGUUGUUAAGGACAGGUCUCGUAUGCUUCAGUUUGUCCAAGGACUGGAUGGAUAUCUGCAAGUAAAGAUUGCUGGUUUUGGUAAUUCAUCUUACAUAGAGGCAUUGGACAUAGCCUUUAUGAUCAAGUCGGCUCAGCAGAGAACUAUUGCGAACAAGAAGAGGAAGCAGAAUGAUCGAACUUCAGGGUAG